Molecule: messenger RNA, 618 nt
Organism: Rangifer tarandus platyrhynchus (Svalbard reindeer)
Lineage: Eukaryota; Metazoa; Chordata; Mammalia; Artiodactyla; Cervidae
Source: the annotation of a GenBank genome assembly
AUGGUGAACCUGGCGGCUAUGGUGUGGCGCCGGCUCUUGCGGAAGAGGUGGGUGCUCGCCCUGGUCUUCGGGCUCUCGCUGGUCUACUUCCUCACCAGCACCUUCAAGCAGGAGGAGAGGGCAGUGAGAGAUCGGAAUCUCCUCCAGGUCCAAGACCACGAUCAACCUAUCCCGUGGAAAGUACAGUUUAAUUUGGGCAAUAGUAGUCGGCCCAGCAACCAGUGCCGGAACUCCAUUCAGGGGAAACACCUCAUCACAGAUGAACUGGGUUACGUCUGUGAGAGGAGAGAUUUGCUGGUGAAUGGCUGCUGUAACGUCAACGUCCCUGGCACGAAGCAGCACUGCUGUGACGGCUGCCUGCCCAAUGGCUGCUGUAGCGCCUACGAGUACUGUGUCUCCUGCUGCCUGCAGCCCAGCAAGCAACUCCUCCUGGAGCACUUCCUCAACCGGGCAGCUGUGGCAUUCCAGAACCUCUUCAUGGCAGUCGAAGAUCACUUUGAAUUGUGUUUGGCUAAAUGCAGGACCUCAUCCCAGAGCGUGCAGCACGAGAACACCUAUAGGGAUCCCAUAGCAAAGUACUGCUACGGAGAGAGCCCUCCCGAGCUCUUCCCCGCGUGA